UUAAAAAGAUCAAUAAUUAGUGAACAAUUUUAACAGGUGGCAGUUUUCAUAAAAAUCCAAAAACAAUUGGAUUCAGAAUUUCUGAAGCCCACAACAGUAUGGUCCCCUUCCCUCUGAUCGUUUUUGUAUAUGUAGAAGGACGCCUCCGGAUUCUAAGAAAUUUAGAGCACGAAAGAGAACAAGAACCCUUGUAAUAGUAUAUGUUGAGCUGCAUGGUUGAACUCAGUUUUAAACGCUUUCCGGUAGCUUCUUGACUUUCUGUUUCGGCUGUGAAGAAGUUUAUUUUCACCUCGGGCCAGUUUGGAGCCAUAUUAACAGAAACUGCUGCCAUGAGAAGUUUUCUGCUCGAUAUUAGCGUCAAUAGCCAGGAGUUUUGAAUUUAAAGGAGGAUAUACCUUUAAAGAAAAAACCUACUAAUUGAGGAUGGAUGUUAAAGAAGCAGAAAGGGUAGUUGUUGCUAAACCAGUAGCUUCAAGGCCGAGUUGCCCCCCUUUGAGAUCCUUCUCCGAGCUACUUGCAGGUGCCAUCAAUGCCUCUCCAUCUCCUGAAUCUUCUCAAGCCACAGUUUCAGCCAUUAGACCGAAGACUGUGAGGUUCAAGCCAGCCGUGAAUCGCCCGCCCCCUGCUGGGUUUAUUUCUUCUGAGGCAAGCCCAUCUUACAAAAGUCAUAAAUCAGACACUAAUCAAACAGUUGUUUACAAGCCUACGGCUAAGUUUGUCUCCAAGGCCACUGUUUCUCUGCUGGCAAAUAUGGGAAAUUAUAGUACCACUCAUAGCCAGCAGCUUCAACAUCCCAAUCAGGAGAAACCGAGGACCAAUUUGAGCUCAAUUAAUCAUCAGAAUAAUAACACCCCAGGCGCUGAAUCAAAUCUGGCAAUUGAAUGUUUCAAGGUGGUACAGCAGGCCCCAGAGGAGGACCAGAAAACUUCGCCAUCUACUAGUAAUGGUGGUGAUAGACCUUGUUAUGAUGGGUAUAACUGGAGGAAAUAUGGGCAGAAGCAAGUUAAAGGAAGCGAGUAUCCAAGGAGUUAUUACAAAUGCACGCAUCCUAAUUGUCCAGUGAAGAAGAAGGUUGAAAGAUCAUUUGAUGGGCAAAUUGCAGAAAUUGUGUAUAAAGGGGAGCACAACCAUUCGAAGCCUCAGCCUCCUAAGCGCAACUCAGCUGGAGCACAAGGAUCAGGAAUCGUGUCGGAUGGAUUGGGUCAAGAUACUAAUUAUAAUAAGCAUCUAUGGGGUAAUCCUAACAGUGAGAAGAAUGAAAAUAGAAUAGAGAACCAGAGUGAAUCAGGCUAUCUUGUCAAGGCUGGAGGAAGCCCUGUGAAUUCAUAUGCUCAAAGUGAGGAAUGUGAGGAAGGAAGCAAGGGAAAUGAAGUGGCGGAAGAUGAACCAAAGAGUAAAAGAAGGUUUUCAAUAAACGCAGUUGAUCUUUCACUCAGGAAAAACGAGAAUCAAUCCAAUGAAGUAGCAGUGGCAGAGGAAGGUUUAGUGGAGCCUCAAGUGGUGGUUCAGAGUUCUACAGAUUCUGAAGUACUUGGGGACGGCUUUCGCUGGAGGAAAUAUGGGCAGAAGGUGGUGAAGGGCAAUCCACAUCCCAGAAGUUAUUAUAGAUGCACUAACAUAAAGUGCAGCGCCCGUAAACAUGUGGAAAAAUCAAUUGAUGACCCAAAAGCAUUUAUCACUACAUAUGAGGGGAAACACAACCAUGAGAUGCCACGCAAAACUGUAGGUGCUGUGGCCUCUGACAAAGUCAAGCCAUGAAUAGCUCUUCAACGGGGAAAGAACGGUAGAAUCCACUAUUGCAGUCUUCAAGUUCACCAGAAAACGACGUUGGAAUAUGAAAAUGGAAUUUGUAUUAUGGUGCCAAUGACCAUAUAAGAUGUUGUUAUGAUAUCUGUAUCAGUAGAUUCUUUCCUCUCUUGCCUAAUUUUUCAGGUCUACCAUCCCUCCGCUAAUCUGGAGGUUUAUAAGAUGCCUUAUAUUUAUUUGUCUUGCUGUUUUAGUGUUAUAAGGCAUGUUGUGUACCCUAUUGUCUGAAUGUUCUUGUCAGUAAGAAUUAGCUCAUUAUUUAGAAUUGAUGGUGAACUCAUUUUGCUCAUUUGGUUCAACUGUGGAUCAAGUUUUAAGGGCUUCUUAUCCCAAUUA
This is a messenger RNA of Neltuma alba, 2142 nucleotides long. Its product is annotated as WRKY transcription factor 44. The transcript has 7 exons. Gene Ontology annotation, molecular function: DNA-binding transcription factor activity; sequence-specific DNA binding. NCBI's taxonomy places the organism in Eukaryota, Viridiplantae, Streptophyta, Magnoliopsida, Fabales, Fabaceae. Gene Ontology annotation, biological process: regulation of DNA-templated transcription. Bases 424 to 1758 code for a protein of 444 amino acids. The record is from RefSeq and is a predicted model, not a curated record.